ACAGCACUUGACAAAACAUGAGAUCGACCAAUCAAAACAGGCCGACUGGAUAGCCGAGUAACCUCACUGUGUGUGCGUGUCAUGUUUGCGCCCCCUGUCAAAAAUGCCUCAAGCCGGUUCGAAAAAAGGGGCUGUAUCCAGAUUGAAUAAAAAUGCGGCCGUUAACAGUCUGAUAAUCUUUGUAGUUUUGCUUUUGGCAUGGGUGGCCGGGUUUGCGUCUCGCCUUUUUGCUGUUAUCCGGUUCGAAAGUAUCAUACACGAAUUCGAUCCAUGGUUCAACUACAGGGCCACAGCAUAUAUGGUAAAACAUGGGUUUUACAACUUCCUCAACUGGUUUGAUGAGCGUGCAUGGUAUCCAUUGGGUCGUAUCGUAGGUGGCACAGUUUACCCCGGAUUGAUGAUCACCUCCGGCAGCAUACAUUACAUAUUGCAUUUGCUACACAUUAAUGUGCAUAUUAGGGACGUUUGCGUAUUUCUCGCUCCAGUUUUCAGUGGUUUAACAGCUAUCUCAACCUACCUACUGACGAGAGAAUUAUGGUCAUCUGGAGCCGGUCUGUUUGCCGCUUGUUUUAUAGCGAUUGUUCCCGGUUACAUUAGCAGAUCAGUAGCUGGUUCCUAUGACAAUGAAGGAAUCGCCAUAUUUGCCCUACAAUUCACCUAUUUCUUAUGGAUCAAGUCUGUUAAGACUGGUUCCGUAUCUUGGGCUGUUGCGGCAUCAUUGACAUAUUUUUACAUGGUUUCAGCAUGGGGAGGCUAUGUGUUUAUCAUCAACUUGAUACCUCUACAUGUGUUCGUGCUUCUUCUGAUGGGACGUUACUCUAACAGGCUCUUCACCAGCUAUACAACUUUUUAUAUUCUGGGCCUUAUCAUGUCCAUGCAAAUUCCCUUUGUUGGAUUCCAGCCUAUUAGAACCAGUGAACAUAUGGCAGCCGCAGGUGUUUUCGCACUUCUUUUCGCGAUAGCUAUUCUCAAAUAUCUACAGUCCAUUUUGUCGAAAUCUGAAUUCAAAUCGUUGGCAAUAUGGGGCGGCUCAUUGGCUGCUGGACUGGUUUUUGCCACAGUAGUUGGACUUACAUAUGCUGGUUAUGUUGCCCCAUGGAGUGGCCGAUUUUACUCGCUUUGGGACACUGGCUACGCAAAAAUUCACAUACCAAUUAUAGCGUCGGUAUCCGAACAUCAGCCCACCACCUGGUUUUCCUUUUUCUUCGAUUUACAUGUAUUGAUUCCCACUUUCCCUGCUGGACUUUGGUACUGUAUAAAAAACGUGAACGAUGAACGAGUAUUUGUUAUUCUGUACGCUCUGAGUGCUGUUUAUUUUGCCGGUGUCAUGGUUCGAUUGAUGUUAACAUUAACACCGGUGGUGUGCAUGCUGAGUGGUGUGGCGUUUUCGGUGCUUCUCGAGAUGUAUCUGAAAGAAGAAGACAGCGCUGCACCUGUUGAAGUCGAAGAAGAGGAAACUCCUCAAAGCGCAAAGCGGUUGUACGAUAAGGCCGGAAAAACUCCAAAAAUCAAACACGAGUCUAAAGAGGUUGAUCCUAUCGGCCCGAAUAUACGUAGCGUAGCUGCAGUCAUUUUGGUCCUUCUACUGAUGCUCUUUGCUGUUCAUUGCACAUGGGUUACGAGCAACGCCUACUCCAGUCCAAGCAUCGUGCUGGCCAGCUACGGAAGCGAUGGCACUAGACAGAUUUUGGACGAUUUCAGGGAAGCCUACUUCUGGUUGUCCCAAAAUACUGCCGAUGAUGCUCGAGUUAUGAGCUGGUGGGAUUACGGUUACCAAAUAGCAGGCAUGGCCAAUCGGACGACGCUGGUGGACAAUAACACUUGGAACAAUAGUCAUAUAGCCUUGGUUGGUAAAGCCAUGUCGUCCAAUGAAAGUGCUGCCUACGAAAUUAUGACUGCCUUGGAUGUGGAUUAUGUGCUGGUUAUCUUCGGAGGUGUUAUUGGGUACUCUGGAGAUGACAUCAACAAAUUCUUGUGGAUGGUUAGGAUUGCGGAGGGAGAACACCCCAAAGACAUAAGGGAAAGCGAUUAUUUUACUGAACAAGGCGAGUUUCGUAUAGACUCUGAGGGAUCUCCCGUUCUCUUGAACUGCUUGAUGUACAAACUCAGCUAUUACAAAUUCGGUGAUUUAAGAUUGGAUUACCGUUCGCCGUCCGGCUUUGAUCGCACUAGAAACGCAGUAAUUGGAAACAAAGAUAUUCACUUGACCUACUUGGAAGAGGCAUACACCAGCGAGCAUUGGCUGGUCAGGAUAUACAGGGUUAAAAAGCCAGACGAAUUUAAUAGACCUAGAAUACCAGUUGCGAAUAGAGUAAUCAAAACCGGCAGUUCUGUCUCUAAAAAGAAUACCAAGCGCAAGAAGGGAGUGAUCAAGAAUAAACCGGUGGUUGUGAAAGGUAAGAAACGUGGAGUCAAUGCGCAAUAAACCCAAAAAUAGAGAGAAAUAGUACAAUAUACUAUAAUAAAUUUUAUUAUUUUUUGUUAAUUAUCGUUUAUGGUACGCUGUUGGGUGGAAAGAAUUUUGUCUUAUCCAACUAAUCGCUUGCGAUAAAACAAUUGGUUCUUUUAGAAAAGCCGUACUGAUUUGUUAGUUUGUUAUUUUAAGAAAUGUAAUUCUUAUUGUUUGCAUUAAACCAUCUUCUGAACUUUUCAACUCGUAUUCUAAGUAUUCGGCACAUUUGAAUAAUCAUAAUUUGUAAGAUACCUGAAGUAAAAUCAUUUGGGUUAUUACAUUGGUAUUGGUAUUUUUUUCGUUUUUCAAAGUUUUUGUUAUAAGCAACGUCACUAUGUGAUAUAUGUGAGUUUUUAUUGUGGAGUAAUAAAUAAAAAAGAUUUUUGCACUGGUUUAA
Molecule: messenger RNA, 2849 nt
Organism: Dendroctonus ponderosae (mountain pine beetle)
Lineage: Eukaryota; Metazoa; Arthropoda; Insecta; Coleoptera; Curculionidae
Gene: Stt3B
Product: dolichyl-diphosphooligosaccharide--protein glycosyltransferase subunit STT3B
Exons: 13
Coding region: 104-2425 (773 amino acids)
Biological process (GO): post-translational protein modification
Cellular component (GO): membrane
Molecular function (GO): dolichyl-diphosphooligosaccharide-protein glycotransferase activity
Source: RefSeq, a predicted model, not a curated record